Molecule: messenger RNA, 949 nt
Organism: Cucumis sativus (cucumber)
Lineage: Eukaryota; Viridiplantae; Streptophyta; Magnoliopsida; Cucurbitales; Cucurbitaceae
Product: epsin-3
Exons: 4
Coding region: 14-949 (311 amino acids)
Biological process (GO): endocytosis
Cellular component (GO): plasma membrane; endosome; clathrin vesicle coat
Molecular function (GO): phospholipid binding; clathrin binding
Source: RefSeq, a predicted model, not a curated record
GUUCGAUCGAAGAAUGUCCCUUGAUCAGUUCAAGAAACAAGCUUCUUCUUUCCUACACGAGAGAUUCAAAGUAGCCAGGCUUGUUUUUACUGAUGUUACUCCGGCAGAAUUGUUGGCAGAGGAAGCUACAAACAAAGAUCCAUGUAGCCCUGAUGCUAAAACAAUGACAACAAUAGCUGAGGCAUCCUUUGAGGUAGAUGAUUAUUGGAGAAUUGUCGAUGUCCUUCACAAUCGGCUACAUAACAUUGAGUGGAAGCAGUGGAAACAAUCCUACAAAUCACUGGUACUCCUUGAGUUUUUGUUAACCCACGGACCAGAAGAAAUAGCCGACGAAUUCAAGUGUGAUUCAUAUAUCAUCGAAGAACUUGGAACUUUUAAACACAUAGAUGAAAGGGGGUUUAACUGGGGUGAGAUCAUGCACCAAAAGUCACAAAAGAUACUACAACUUCUGAAAGGUGGCCAGAUCUUACAAGAAUCACGUUUGAGAGCUCUGAAAAUAACAAGAGAAAUUCAAGGAUUUGGAAGUAGUUCAUCCCCGUCUUCGUCGUCAUCAACAUUCUCACCAAACUUCUCACCCAGCUUUUCAUACGGUUCAUCAAGAACUUCAUCAUUUGAUUCAUAUUCUACAAUUACGAGCCCCGCGUGGAGUGAUUUACACGGGGAAAACAAAUUUGAAAACUUCUCAUACCCGGAGGAAGCCAUUGAGAGGCAUAUUUGGAAAGGAACGGGAAAUGACAAAAACUCUCCUGCAAGCAAAUUCAAUACCAAUGGAAAACACCUUUGGGACUGCCCCCCAAUCGAAGAGGAUGGUUGUCUAAUUGAACCUGAGGAUGAGGAAGAGAAACCAGCAAGUUUUCUAGGUGGAGUUUGCUCAAAGCUCGCGGCUUUGAGUCCUAACCAUCCAGCGAGAGCAGGAUUUCGAAGAGCUUCUAAUAAAUGCGAUGAAUGA